AUGGGCGGUGGAGGGGAGAGCGAGGAGACAAAGGACCUGCACUUGUCAGGCCUCUUCAGCGUGGCUAAAGGCACUGCUAAAGACGCAGCUAAAGGUGCAGCUAAAGGUGCAGCUAAAGGCGCAGCUAAAGACGCAGCUAAAGGUGCAGCUAAAGGUGCAGCUAAAGGUGCAGCUAAAGGCACAGCUAAAGGUGCACCUAAAGGUACAGCUAAAGGCACAGCUAAAGGCGCAGCUAAAGGUGCAGCUAAAGGUGCAGCUAAAGGCACAGCUAAAGGCACAGCUAAAGGUGCAGCUAAAGGCACUGCUAAAGACGCAGCUAAAGGUGCAGCUAAAGGUGCAGCUAAAGGCGCAGCUAAAGACGCAGCUAAAGGUGCAGCUAAAGGUGCAGCUAAAGGCACUGCUAAAGACGCAGCUAAAGGUGCAGCUAAAGGUGCAGCUAAAGGCGCAGCUAAAGACGCAGCUAAAGGUGCAGCUAAAGGUGCAGCUAAAGGUGCAGCUAAAGGCACAGCUAAAGGUGCACCUAAAGGUACAGCUAAAGGCACUGCUAAAGACGCAGCUAAAGGUGCAGCUAAAGGUGCAGCUAAAGGGUUGGUGUGGGACGCAUCGGGCUUUCCUCCAUGCAAUGAAACCCAUCAGCGUCACACAGAAGAGAAAUGA
Cyclopterus lumpus (lumpfish) is the source of this 657-nucleotide messenger RNA. Its product is annotated as glycine-rich cell wall structural protein 1.0-like. The coding region runs from base 1 to 657 and encodes 218 amino acids. The record is from RefSeq and is a predicted model, not a curated record. Lineage: Eukaryota; Metazoa; Chordata; Actinopteri; Perciformes; Cyclopteridae. The transcript has 3 exons.